GCGAAGCACAACCCUCAAAGGGUUUGAUUUCUACGUUGUGACCUGAGAGGCCAAGAUUUUCAUUCAAACAUCCUUAUGAGGGAUCUCAAGGUAGACAUCUCCAGCUGCCAAGUUGGCAUUCAAUCUAUCAGCUUUACAAGAGCUCAUUUGGAUCUUAGCUUUAUAGAGCGUGAUCUUCAGAGAUUUGGGUUCUGCAUGAUGGCCCAUGAGAUUCUAGGUCGGUAUCUUCCAGGUCGUCACUCCUCAGCUUCUUGGUUUUCCAGGUCAUCAUUCCUCAGCUUCCUAGUUUUCCAGGUCGUCACUCCUCAGUUUCCUGGUUUUCCAAGUCAUCAUUCCUCAGCUUCUUGGUUUUCCAAGUCGUCACUCCUCAGUUUCCUGGUCAUCAUUCCUCAGCAUCUUGGUUUUCUAGGUCGUUACUCCUCAGUUCCCUGGUUUCAGGUCAUCAUUCCUCAGUUCCCCGGUUUUCUAGGUCAUCGUUCCUCAGCUUCCUGGUCGUCACUCCUCAAUUUCCUGGUUUUCCAAGUCGUAACUCCUCAGCUUCCUAGUUUUCCAAGUCGUCACUCCUCAGCUUCUUGGUUUUCCAGGUCGUCACUCCUCAGCUUCCUGGUUUUCCAAGUUGUCAAUCUGACCUUCUUGGUUCUAGGUCGUUGCUCUCAACUUCCUUAAUUUCCCUGUUCCAGGUCGUCACUCUCAGCUCCCUGGUUUCAGGUCGUCAAUCUCAACUUACAGGCUGGAAAUCUCAAAUCAAGGUUUCCAAGCCAAGUUCCUCAAGAAUAAAUUGGACCUCUUUAU
Molecule: messenger RNA, 792 nt
Organism: Rubroshorea leprosula
Lineage: Eukaryota; Viridiplantae; Streptophyta; Magnoliopsida; Malvales; Dipterocarpaceae
Source: the annotation of a GenBank genome assembly